Molecule: messenger RNA, 1746 nt
Organism: Thrips palmi
Lineage: Eukaryota; Metazoa; Arthropoda; Insecta; Thysanoptera; Thripidae
Exons: 10
Coding region: 97-1746 (549 amino acids)
Molecular function (GO): protein binding
Source: RefSeq, a predicted model, not a curated record
UGUGAAUCAUCUUGCAAAGUGGUUAAUCAAACGAAUGCAGUCGAAUUCUCUGCGUCCAAGUUAAGCUUCCAAGCAUUUCGAAGCUCGUCGAAUUUGAUGGUAUGGCUCCCAGGCCAUUUAGGACAAGCCGUGACCGUUCCUCACAACGGUGGAGCGCGCUUUGGAGUUCGACCUCACUGGUGGCACAGUAAAAUGGAUGUGCAAAUAAAAGCUCUGCAAUCCUUGUCGCAUUGCCGUGAUGUUGAAUUUCGGUGCAGCAGCGGCCAGUGCAUCUCGAAGCAAGAAAUGUGUGAUGGCCGCAAGUCCUGUGACGAUGGUUCCGACGAGUCACCGUCGCUAUGCGGUGGCGCUACACAGCUGAGACCUGGAGAGCAAAUAAGCGGGGAAUUUACGACCAGCAGGGCCAGAAUAAUAUUCCAGCUGUGUGACAGUUCGUACUGCGGGCAGAUCGUUGUCACCGGCGUUCGAAAAAAUGGAAAACUCAUUUUGCAUACUGGUAGGGAGUGUAAUCUUCAGGGCGAGUACUGUAUCAACGAUUACAACCAUGACUCCCUUGUUGGCUACAAACUACAACCCCAAGAAACCAAUUUUGAGCAAAAAAUACCGAUUUUUGAAAAAAAGGUUAGUACUGAUACCGAUGACAUCAAAGUCGGCACAAUCGAAAGAUUCAGAGUACAGAACCAAAACUCUUCAAUGGUUCUUUUCUUCGGAGAUAACUUCGAUCGAGCUGCUGUAGUACCCGUCGAUGCAUCAAGCAGAAAUUUCAGUGUCCGAAUGGAAACCAACGAGCGCCUGAAAGUCCGAUUCACCGAAAUUACACCUAUGGAACUUGUCGAACGUGAUUUGGUGCAAGUGGACAACCAAUUCGUGUUUUCGUCUCAACUGUGCGAGCCUGUGCUGUGCACUAAGAUGAACGUCUCCUCCGUGGCAAAUGUGGUCUGCAAGUACAAAGAGGAGAUUUGUCUUGUGAACACUCCUACCGACAGCUUACCAAAGACACAGGAAACCCAAAUAGUCUCUCCCAACAGGCCCCGACGCACUCCCCCUACGCCUAGAUUCCAAACAUCAACGCCAAGACAAUUCCUUGAGGAAGUAAGAGAUCCCAUUUCUCUUGAUGCCGUUAAAAAAUUUCAUGACAACGAGCCCUGCUUUUGGGAAGCUGGCAGUUACGGACUUGUCACACCACCGAGAUCUGGAAAAUCCAGGGGGCGAUCCCAUCUAAGAAUAGAGCAUUGUUCAAAGGGGCCACAACUGGCGCGACACCAUAUAAUUCCUUAUAACCUCUUUCGAGCCUUCUUCAGCACUGCCGUGGUAGCCCAUCUGCGUUUCCAGUAUGACGGAUUUGCGGCUGUUGGGAGUAUAUUUCCGCUGACCGAACUGUUGAUUGACUUAGCGGGGAUGGCAACGUCAGAAAACACGGGCUAUCGUCAAGAGGAGCUGAAUUGCGCACACCACAGUGCCCUACUGGCCCGACAAAAUGACGAUCCCAGGUUCCUUAAGCCCCUUAACGGCUAUAUGUUCUUUUGGAUGGUUUCUAACAUCGUCGUUGGGCCUGCGCCCAGGUACAGGGGAGACGAUCCCAAAGAGGGCUUCGACGUGCAAAUACAUCGCCUGCUUGAAGAAAAUGAUACACUACAGUAUUGGGCGAUUGAUGGUCUCCACAGCGCUAUCCAACGUUACAUGGAGGUCAUACGGCCGUAUAUCCAUCAGGUUGUUGGUACUGUUUGGAAUGGACGUCCACAGUAA